GUCAGAGCGUUCGACGUCAUCACAAAGCGCCCAGGUCUCGACAGUAAGGGGAACGCUUGAACGCCUUUUGCUCCGGUUUUCGUUUUUAAUUUGAAAAAAGAUUUCAAAUCAAAGCAUCGCUAUGGCGGUAGAAUCCAGAGUUACACAAGAGGAAAUCAAGAAAGAACCAGAGAAGCCAGUCGACAGAGAAAAGACAUGUCCGCUGCUGCUACGAGUUUUCACGACUAAUAACGGAAGACACCAUCGAAUGGACGAGUUUGCCCGAGGAAAUGUUCCCUCGAGCGAGCUUCAGAUUUACACUUGGAUGGACGCCACUCUUAAAGAACUAACCAGCUUGGUGAAAGAGGUUUAUCCUGAAGCUCGAAAGAAAGGCACACAUUUUGCCUUUGCCAUUGUAUACCCAGAUCCAAAACGACAAGUGUACAGAGUCAAGGAGAUCGGGAACACGGUGUCUGGUCGGAAGGGGGCUGAUGAUUCCAUGACACUGCAGUCUCAGCGCUUUCAAAUUGGUGAUUACCUGGACAUUGCCAUCACACCUCCAAACCGUGCUCCUCCUCUGCAAGGGCGUAUGAGACCAUACUGAUCUUUAGAAGCUGAUUAUAACUGAAGAUAGCAUACUUUUUUGUUGCAUAUUUUCUUUGCCAUUUUGUACUUCCUUUUCGUUAUCAGAUCUGCUCAGAAUUUUUAAAUGACAGUACCUUCAUUUAUCAUGUUCGUUGUUUGAUGGAAUAAAUUUUUCCUACAAAA
Silurus meridionalis is the source of this 747-nucleotide messenger RNA. It is a transcript of the gene sap18, whose product is annotated as Sin3A-associated protein. NCBI's taxonomy places the organism in Eukaryota, Metazoa, Chordata, Actinopteri, Siluriformes, Siluridae. The record is from RefSeq and is a predicted model, not a curated record. Gene Ontology annotation, molecular function: transcription factor binding; transcription corepressor activity. Gene Ontology annotation, cellular component: nucleus. The coding region runs from base 122 to 583 and encodes 153 amino acids. The transcript is spliced from 4 exons. Gene Ontology annotation, biological process: negative regulation of DNA-templated transcription.